AUGUCAGAUCUCACUGAUCAUAUCAUCACCGAAAGCACUCAACUUGAUGUUCCAGAGUCUUGCAAGGGGACUACCAAUGUCAUGAAGGUGCUUGUCCCUGCUAUGGGUUCAGACACCACUUGUCACAUUGUCACCACUGGCUCUGCACAGAAAACUCUUCAACCUACCACUUCAGACCUUCACAAGGCAUCUGCUGACACUGCAAACCUUACCUCAGUUGUCACCAUUGGCUCCAAUGCUCCUGGAGUUACAUGCAGCAUUUCCAUUUCUAACAUCACUGAUUCCCAUGAGACUCCCAGCAUUCUGUGCAACACUUCUGUCCCUGUUUCUGUGAUCCCCAGCCCCGAUGAAGCAUCAGAUACUUCUACUAUUUCCAACAGCACUUCCACUUCAGUCCCUGAGGCCACACAAGUACCCAAUGAAUCUGAUGCAAAACCAAAUGCAGCUCCCUCCACCCCUGUCACUCAUGCUGCUGCUGAUCUCUUCAUCGGUGAGGAUGAUGGGCCAGAUGGAGGGUUCUUCUCAGGCUAUCCUAGUGGCCCUGCCACCAGAAAAGGUUCUCUGAUAACACAUGCCAAGUGCCCAGCACUGCAUCUCAUGCAAGGUCCAGCCCACCUAGGAAGUGACCAUGAACCAUUUGACCUUCAGCUUCAUGUGUUCCCAGACAAGCCAGAAAUUCAUACCACAUCUGCUAGGCUCUGUGCAGCUGAGGAAGGAUGUCUACCUACAAUGGAAAGUGAGGCUGACAGUGCUUGGCAAACUGGUCCACAUUCCCUUCAUGGUGCAUGUUUGAGUUUGACCUUGGGCCCUGGUGGCCCACAUAUUGCUUACAAUGUACCUCACCCUCUCCAUGCUACACAGUUCAAUCAUCUAUUGCAGCAGCAUACUUUUGCUGAUCAGCUCCCUGGGCCAGGUAUCCCACUGUGGCAGAUGCCAGGGGUACCUUAUGAUUACAACACUGUCAUGCAUGGAGGAUGGUAUAACCAUCCAGCAGUUCCCUAUCCUCCCCCAUAUCCGCCACCUGGCUGUCCAUCUUACAGAUCAUACAUGGAGGAUUACUACUUUGGCAGGGGAGGGUAUGAGGAUUCUCACUUCUGCCAUGACCCUGCUCCCAUUGGCCAGACUGGUACUGUCCCAGAAGUUGCUGUUGGUGCUACUCCUCUUCCACCACGUCCUGGCGACACCACAAAGUCUGAGUCUGCUGCUGAGUAG
This is a messenger RNA of Pisolithus orientalis, 1212 nucleotides long. RefSeq lists its product as uncharacterized. NCBI's taxonomy places the organism in Eukaryota, Fungi, Basidiomycota, Agaricomycetes, Boletales, Pisolithaceae. Bases 1 to 1212 code for a protein of 403 amino acids. The transcript has 3 exons. The record is from RefSeq and is a predicted model, not a curated record.